Miscanthus lutarioriparius is the source of this 912-nucleotide messenger RNA. The record is from the annotation of a GenBank genome assembly. NCBI's taxonomy places the organism in Eukaryota, Viridiplantae, Streptophyta, Magnoliopsida, Poales, Poaceae.
AUGAGGGGGUGGCGAGAGGGGGUGGAGGUGGUGGCUCUGUCGCUGCGGGGCUACGGCUACGGCAACGAGGACGAGGAGGACGACCGGCCGGAGAAGCCGCGGCGGUACGGGGUGACGGAGAUGCGGAGCCCCUUCUACUCCUUCCGCCCCGCAAACCAGGCGCUCCAGGAAAUAUUGGAUUCUGUUAGUCCAUUUGUUGAUGGUUUGAAGUUUUCUGGAGGAUGCCAUAGUUUGAUGGGAAAGGAGUUGGUUAGAGAGAUCACUGAUCUAGCACACAAGCAUGACAUUUAUGUGAGCACAGGUGAUUGGGCAGAGCAUUUGCUGCGUCAAGGACCCUCUUCUUUCAAGCAAUAUGUAGAGGAAUGCAAGGCCUUAGGGUUUGACACAAUUGAGCUGAAUGCUGGAUCUCUCAACCUCCCUGAAGAAGCUCUGUUGAGGCUAGUCCACCUCAUCAAGAGUAGUGGUUUGAGGGCAAAACCAAUGUUUUCAGUGAAGUUUGACAGUUCUGAUAUUCCAGCAUCUCGUGAUAGGGCCUUUGGGGCGUACAUAGCUCCGGUCAAGGAGAAGACCUCAGAAAGAGUUGAAGAUGUUGACCUGCUGAUUAGGAGGGCAGAGAGAUGCUUGGAAGCAGGCGCAGAUAUGAUCAUGAUCGACGCCGAUGGUGUUUGCCAGCGUGCUGAAUCUCUGAGGACAGACAUCGUCGCCAAGAUUGUAGGCCGGCUCGGGCUUGAUAAAACCAUGUUUGAAGCUUCCAACCCCAACACCUCAGAGUGGUUUGUCAGACGAUAUGGCCCAAGGGUAAAUCUCUUUGUCGACCACUCUGACGUGAUGAAUCUGGAGCGCCUCCGGGGCUUCAACAUGCACCGAAGCAACUUGGCCUCUCGUUAUGCCUCGCCGUUCUUCCUGAUGUAA